Fulvia fulva is the source of this 738-nucleotide messenger RNA. RefSeq lists its product as uncharacterized. NCBI's taxonomy places the organism in Eukaryota, Fungi, Ascomycota, Dothideomycetes, Mycosphaerellales, Mycosphaerellaceae. The coding region runs from base 1 to 738 and encodes 245 amino acids. The transcript has a single exon. The record is from RefSeq and is a predicted model, not a curated record.
AUGCGCGCCUUUUCGUACUUGGUUUCUAUCGCGGCGAUCGCGUCGGCGCGUGUCAUCACUAUAUCCGAGUACCCCAGUUACUGCCGCGUAUCCAGUAGCAGCAUCAGCUUGAACACCGCGGAUCCGAGCGCAAGCAGCAGCAGUGGCGUGGACGUUGCUACUUCGAGUGAAAGCAGUCCCGCCGAGACAUUCACUGAGUCGUCUGCCGCUGCUCACUCCCCCGGUGCAACUGGAGCCUUGCUACCACUGCCGGCCGCAGGCUACCAGUCGCCACCACCGCCUCAACUCGGUGUCGUGGUACCCGCCGCCGAUACGGUCAGCCAGCUCUUCUGCAUGAACUAUGCCGAAGCUAUCAGAGAAGCAGCAGGAAUCGAGAUAGGUGACAACAAUGCUUCCUUCGUAGGAACCCAGGCCCAGGAGGGACCACUUGCAGGCAGCUACAUCCCCGACUCGUACACGUAUGCAGGCCUCUACCAGAUUGCGAACAAUCUUUUGAAUACUUCCACCAUGUUUUACACGCCGGACUACUCGCACGGAUAUGUACAGGCCCUCUCUAAGUAUCUCGACGUUAACUUCCCGAGGUGGCUAUCAGAUGGUAACGCUCCCGCCCUUCGCUCAGCUACAGAUGCUGUCACGCAGACUGCAAACAAGGUCAUUGAGGUCCAGAACGUCAUCUACGGAGCGAAGAGUGUCCCGUGGGCAGCCGACAAGGUGCGCGUCGCUACAGCGUUUGAAUAG